Messenger RNA from Ambispora leptoticha, 591 nucleotides. The record is from the annotation of a GenBank genome assembly. Lineage: Eukaryota; Fungi; Glomeromycota; Glomeromycetes; Archaeosporales; Ambisporaceae.
AUGGAAAUUGAAGAAAUUGGCGAAAUGGACAGAACGGAUGAAAUGGAUCUUCCUACUUAUAAUUUUGUUAAUGGUGUCCCUACUGAUCCUCAAGUUCUGAAAGUCUAUAACGGUUUGAGUAGGAUCCAAAUGACCGCGUACAAUAAAGCCAACGACCAGGGGAAAACCUAUAUCUUGUAUGUAGUUGCGGAUGAAAAGAAAAAACCGCGACAUUAUCUCAAUCUUCUUUAUGCUGUGAUCAAUUUACUUUCCGUCACCGGUUUUAAUAUCUGGAGCCACUUUCAAAGACGAGACGGAGAUGAAGAUUUUAUUAAAUAUUGGAAUAAUUACAAGCCUGAACAAGAUGUUAUACUUAUGCAAUUAUGCAUUCUCUUUGGUACCCAAAUUAUGAUCAUAGCCAUAGCAUCAGCAACAGAAGGAUUAUUUAAUAAAUAUAAGUUUCCAUUUAUCUUCGUUCCAAUAAUUAUUGGGAUAGGGUUGGCGGUAUUGGGAGGCCUAACUUGGACGUUGCCAUCUAUCGCGAUUUCUUUCGUAGGAGUUGGGAUAUUGUUUGCGGAGAGUGCCAUAUAUUAUUUUAGUAUAUUCCCUUGA